Molecule: messenger RNA, 438 nt
Organism: Heterostelium album PN500
Lineage: Eukaryota; Evosea; Eumycetozoa; Acytosteliales; Acytosteliaceae
Exons: 2
Coding region: 1-438 (145 amino acids)
Source: RefSeq, a predicted model, not a curated record
AUGAAAGCUUUGAUCUCCCUUUUAUUAUUGGGAAUUUUUCUUGUACUAGAAUUUGAUGAUGAUUUCCAAUUGUUUAAAGCCCUUACCAAUUUAGAUAGAUUAGGCAGAAGGGAACAAGAAUUGAUUAUUGAAGAAAAGAACCUUGCAGACAUCAUUCAAUACUAUAUUUAUAAUAAGAUGAUUCAAGAUCUUGGUGAUUUGACAUAUCCAUCUGGUGGACCAACUCCAAUAGAUCCAACAAGAACUGUUCCAAUUCCAAUAAAUGUGGUAUCUGCCUCACCCCCAAAAUCAGGACCCCAAGAAAUCUCUCUGACAGACCCCAAUACCAAACCAAAAAGUAUUCAAGAACCUCUUGAUUACUGGAAUGCUCAAGCUUUCAAAUAUAAAGAAAUAAGAAACAACAACCCAGAUAAUUUUGAAAAAAUUUUCAAUUUCUAA